Molecule: messenger RNA, 923 nt
Organism: Eurytemora carolleeae
Lineage: Eukaryota; Metazoa; Arthropoda; Copepoda; Calanoida; Temoridae
Product: spore coat protein SP96
Exons: 6
Coding region: 252-863 (203 amino acids)
Source: RefSeq, a predicted model, not a curated record
GUCUAGGAAACUAAAUAUUUUAAGAUUUGCGCAAUUAUUCGAAAAUUCAUUCAAUUGUUUCUCCAGGCGUAAAAAACCGUUGCGCAAUUAUUGCACGAUUUUCGUGCCCCUAAUCAAUUUUUUAGCGUAGUUAUUAGAAGCCUAAGUUCUCAUGGGGAUUCACUCUGUAUAAAGAUAUAUAGCCUGGUAAAGGGAAAAAGAAGAAUAACAAGUUUUUUAUCUUCUGAAUCUUCAAACCAUUCAGUUUGAAGAUGUCUCUCAAAGAGAUUUUAGUAUUUUUGCCGGUUCUGUGUUGUAUACUGAUAAAGGUUCAAGAAACAAACUCCGCUCCACUUAAAAAGGUUGGGGAUGCACAAUCACCACUUCUCAGUGUCAGAGAAUCUGUAGAACUUCAUUUUCUGCAGAACGGUGGUGGAAAACUUCAAGAGGAUGGGGGAAUUCAUGGUUCAAAAGACUGGUUUGAAAAAGCUCAUGUAACCAGGGAAAAGAGAUCUCCUAAAAAGAAAAAGCAUUCCUCCGAAGAAAAUUCUUCUGGCGAAAAGAAGAAGAAGGGAUCAAAGGAAAAGAAGUCAAAAGAGAAAAAAUCUAAAGAAAGUAGCAGUUCUGAAGAGAGUAGCAGUUCAGAAGAAAGCUCAUCUAGCUCUGAGAGCGAAAGUUCUGAAGAAACCACAACAACAUCUUCAACAACAACCACCACAGCAACUACUACAACAACCACCAUCACCACAACGUCAACUACUGCUACAACAACCACUACUACAAGUUCCACAACUACUUCUACUUCAACAACAACAACAACAACAACAACAAAAACAACAACAACAACAACAACAACAGCAACAACAACAAAAGCAGCAGCUUAACAUAACUUUAGUGCUUAAACAAGACAUAAAAGAAAAAAAUUGGCAUAGACACAUCUCACA